UUGUUCGAGCAUUCCGUAACCGGUGGCAAAUGCAAACGAAGUUCGUUGUUGUUGGCGGCCUAUAAAGCCCUUUCUGGACAAAAACGACAAAGUGAGGAGCAGAUGAAACAAGUGGUCAAUACGGCAGCUUGCCUCGAACUUAUGCAAAGUUUCUUCGUUAUCGAAGACGACAUUAUGGAUGAUGGUGUUAAAAGACGGGGCAGAUUGUGCUGGCAUCGGCUGGAUGGAGUUGGAAAAAACGGCAUCAAUGACGGAUUGUUGCUGGAUUGCUUGGUUCCGUUUGUACUAUCCACCAAUAGAGUUCCUUCCGCUGUGAGGGAUGCUGUUGAUGAGGCACGACGUUUUACAGUGAUUGGGCAGAUGCUGGAUGCUGAUACCAAACAUGCCGAAGACUGCACUUGGCAAAGGCAUCAAGCUAUUGUACAACAUAAAACAUCACAUUAUACUUACUUCACACCAUUGGAGAUUGCAGCAUUGUACACUGGACAGUUGGUAAUUAUCGAAAGAUUGAAACGGAUUGCCUAUCAGUUGGGAUAUCUCUUCCAGUCUGUUGAUGAUUACAUGGAUUGUUUCGGUGAUGAAUCAGUGACGGGUAAAGUUGGCAGUGAUUUGAGAGAGGCCAAGUGUACGUGGGUCACUUGUAAAGCCAUGGAAAAGUUGGAAGAGCAGCCGAUCCUCUUUGAAGAAUUUCGGGAUAAUUUUGGUAAGCCGGACAUUGCUUCGGAGCAAAAACUGAAAGAUGUCAUAGCAAUUUUGAAAGUGGCUGAUGACUUUCCGGCAUUUCACGAAAGACAUGCGGGAAGGAUUGCAUCUGAAAUUGAUCAUUUCCCGAUGAUCGAUCUCCGACCGAAAAGUAAUGUGAUGAAAAAAUUCGAAGAUAAACAUGAUAUGUUCGGACAGGCGCCACCACCGGCUUGUCCACUGGGCUGA
Gongylonema pulchrum is the source of this 930-nucleotide messenger RNA. NCBI's taxonomy places the organism in Eukaryota, Metazoa, Nematoda, Chromadorea, Rhabditida, Gongylonematidae. The record is from the annotation of a GenBank genome assembly.